ACGUGGAAGGCGCCAGGGUAGGGAGAGCGAAGAAAAAAAAAAAGAGAGAGAGAGAAAUAAAAAAAGGGGACCAGAGCACGGCUGCAGGAAGCAGAGAAGGAAACCUAGCAAGAGAGUGAAGCUCUCGGGGGAGAGAGAGGGGGGAGAGGAGGACAGAGAAGGAGAAGCAAGGAGAGAGAGCAGGCAGGCUCCUCACUCGCUUGCCUUUUUUUUUUUUUCCAAGAAGGAGCAGCUAGCGGCAGCCUCACACGCGAGCGCCACGCGAGGCUCCCGAAGCCAACCCGCAAAGGGAGGAGGGGAGGGAGAAGGAGGAGGAGCGGUGGGAGGCGGAGGAAAGACAUUGCCACCUUCCAUUCCCCCACCCUCAGGAGUCUCCCUUUUUUUUCUUUUUCUUUCUUUUUUUUUCUUCACUCCGGACACCUUCUUUUCUGUCCCUUUCCUCUCUUCCUUUGCCCCCAACGUCUCGGCUUUCCCUGUGCCCCUUCCUCCCCGCGCAAUCCCUCCUCUCCAUCCCUCCGCCUCCCGGCUUCCACAUCUCCUGGCGGCCCAUGGAGAGCCCCUCCAAAAUGGAAAGCACCGGGGUCAGCCAGCAGCCUCCUCCUCCGCCGCCGCCGCCGCCGCAACAGCCCCAGCCGCAGCCAGCUCAGCCGCAGCCGCCCCAGCCGUUCUUGCAGCCCGCCGCCUGCUUCUUCGCGGCGGCGGCUGCGGCGGCGGCAGCAGCGGCAGCGGCGGCCGCCCAGAGCGCGCAGCAGCAGCCGCCGCCGCCGCCGCCUCCGCAGCCGCAGCUGAGUCCGGCCGACGGCCAAGCCUCGGGGGGCGGUCACAAGUCAGCGCCAAAGCAAGUGAAACGGCCGCGCUCCUCGUCGCCCGAGCUGAUGCGUUGCAAGCGGCGCCUCAACUUCAGCGGCUUCGGCUACAGCCUGCCCCAGCAGCAGCCCGCGGCCGUGGCCCGGCGCAACGAGCGCGAGCGCAACCGCGUCAAGCUGGUCAACCUGGGCUUCGCCACGCUGCGGGAGCACGUCCCCAACGGCGCGGCCAACAAGAAGAUGAGCAAGGUGGAGACGCUGCGCUCGGCCGUCGAGUACAUCCGCGCCCUGCAGCAGCUGCUGGACGAGCACGACGCGGUGAGCGCCGCCUUCCAGGCGGGCGUGCUGUCGCCCACCAUCUCCCCCAACUACUCCAACGACCUGAACUCAAUGGCCGGCUCUCCGGUCUCGUCCUACUCGUCCGACGAGGGUUCCUACGACCCACUCAGUCCAGAGGAGCAAGAACUUCUGGACUUUACAAACUGGUUCUGAGCGCCUUCUACAGCCCAGGCCCGACGGAUAGCAAACUUUAGGAGCAGGGUGACCGGAGAGAACCUGCCUCUUUAGCUUUUUAUUUUCUCCGCCAGCGACUCUGGGAGGAAGAAGACGAAAUCAACUCCCCCUCUCCCAAACACCACACAAACAAACAAAAAACAACGCCAGAUCUGCAGUUGCAUAUCUCCAGCCCCCAGUGCGGCCCUGAAGUACAGCUAGCAUCUUUGCACCAUGGUUCCUGAAGAGGAAGAUGAACAUUGACUUAAGGGCCUGUGUUGUGCUGG
Phascolarctos cinereus (koala) is the source of this 1585-nucleotide messenger RNA. It is a transcript of the gene ASCL1, whose product is annotated as achaete-scute family bHLH transcription factor 1. The record is from RefSeq and is a predicted model, not a curated record. Gene Ontology annotation, biological process: positive regulation of transcription by RNA polymerase II; regulation of neurogenesis; neuron differentiation. NCBI's taxonomy places the organism in Eukaryota, Metazoa, Chordata, Mammalia, Diprotodontia, Phascolarctidae. Gene Ontology annotation, cellular component: RNA polymerase II transcription regulator complex. Gene Ontology annotation, molecular function: protein dimerization activity; RNA polymerase II transcription regulatory region sequence-specific DNA binding; DNA-binding transcription factor activity, RNA polymerase II-specific.